AUGUACGUGCAGGGGCUGCCGGGGCUGGUGGCACUGCUGCUGAUCACCUCACUGCUGGCCGGUCACCCUGCACUGCCAGCUGGCCUCCCAGCCCCAUGGAGUGGUUGGAGUAGUCCUCCUUCGUGCCGGCUCACCCGGACUGAGUCAGAGCACAGGUGCCGCGCCCCAGGGGGGAAGCUGUGCAGUGAUAGAGGCAGAUGUGAGUGCGGAGUCUGCAUCUGCCAAGUGACUGAGUCUGGCAAAUACUACGGUCCACUCUGUGAGUGCCACGACUGGGUGUGUGAGAUCUAUGAUGGGAAGAUCUGUGCAGGCCAUGGGAAGUGUGACUGUGGGAAGUGCAAAUGUGAUGAAGGAUGGUAUGGUGAAGCUUGUCAGUUUCCAACUACUUGCAAUCUUACACGAAAGAAAAGCAAUGAAAUGUGCAAGAAUUCUCAAGAUAUCAUCUGUUCUGGUGCAGGCACAUGUCAAUGUGGCAGGUGUAAAUGUGCAAACUCGGAAGGAAAUGGACUUGUCUAUGGUAAAUUUUGUGAAUGUGAUGACAGAGAAUGCAUAGAUGAUGAGACAGAAGAGAUUUGUACAGGCCAUGGAAAGUGUUACUGUGGAAACUGUUACUGUGAGGCUGGUUGGCAUGGAGAUAAAUGUGAAUUCCAGUGUGACAUCACCCCCUGGGAGAUCAAGAAAAGAUGCACAUCUCCAGAUGGCAAAAUCUGCAGCAACAGAGGCACAUGUGUAUGUGGGGAAUGCACAUGCCAUGAUGUGGACCCAACCGGUGACUGGGGAGAUAUUCAUGGAGACACUUGUGAGUGCGAUGAAAGAAACUGCAAAGCAGUGUAUGAUAGAUAUUCUGAUGACUUCUGUUCAGGUCAUGGACAGUGCAAUUGUGGAAAGUGUGACUGUAAAGAAGGAUGGACUGGGAAGAAGUGUGAACAUCCACGUUCUUGUCCAUUGUCAGUUGAAGAAAGUGCUAAGAAGUGUCAAGGAAAUUCUAAUUUACCUUGCUCUGGAAGAGGGAGAUGUGAAUGUGGCCAAUGCACUUGUUUCCCUCCAGGAGACAGCAGAGUUCAUGGCAAAAACUGUGAAUGUGAUGAUCGACAGUGUGAAAAUGUGGACGGCAUUGUCUGUGGGGGACAUGGUAUCUGCUCAUGUGGCCGAUGCAUUUGCCAGGAUGGGUGGUUUGGAAAGUUGUGCCAGCAUUCGAGGAAGUGCAACAUGACAGAGGAAGAGAGCAGAAGUCUCUGCGAGUCAACGGGUGGCAUACUAUGCUCGGGGAAGGGUUCCUGCCAUUGUGGAAAGUGCAUCUGCUCACCACAGGAGUGGUACAUUUCGGGUGAUUUCUGUGAAUGUGAUGACCGAGACUGCGACAAACAUGAUGGUCUCAUUUGCACAGGCAAUGGUGUUUGUAGCUGUGGAAACUGUGAGUGCUGGGAAGGAUGGAAUGGCAAUGCUUGUGAAAUCUGGCUGGGAAAAGAAUACCCUUAA
Messenger RNA from Indicator indicator, 1479 nucleotides. RefSeq names its product integrin subunit beta like 1 (gene ITGBL1). The transcript has 11 exons. Gene Ontology annotation, biological process: cell migration; cell adhesion mediated by integrin; cell-matrix adhesion. Gene Ontology annotation, cellular component: integrin complex; cell surface; focal adhesion. Gene Ontology annotation, molecular function: integrin binding. Lineage: Eukaryota; Metazoa; Chordata; Aves; Piciformes; Indicatoridae. The record is from RefSeq and is a predicted model, not a curated record. The coding region runs from base 1 to 1479 and encodes 492 amino acids.